UGUUGCCACUAUUAAAGUUCCAACCAUCGUAUUUAAUGUAUUUUGUUAGAAUAUUUUUUAAAUUGUUAUAAAAGCGUUCUGCAUUUUUACAGUUGUUAUAAAACUGUUUUGCAGGGACUGCUGGUUCAGGGAAAACAACUGUUGCCAGAACAACAUGCAGAGAAUUGGAAAAGCCACCGCAUGUCGUAGAUUGUAUAGAAGUACAGUGUAAACACUUGAAAGGUAAGAGGGUGGAAACAUUGCAGAAGUAUAUGUCUCAGUGGCUGAGGGAGUGCAUAUACUACCAGUCAUCAGUUCUCAUAUUUGAUGAUUUGGAUUCAAUUGCCGAUAUCGGAAGUUCAGCUCCAGGGCAACCAGUAUCUGAAGAAGAUUACUACUAUACUAGAGUUGGUGAAAAACUAAAUGAACUUCUAGAAGAGUUCCAGUUGUCAAAUUGUGUAUCAAUCAUAGCUACAGCACCAUCUGUUUUAAAAGUCAACUCCUCCCUGGUAGCACCACGUGGUUGGCACAUUUUCAAAACUGUGUUGGAAAUUCCAGAUUUGAAUAAGAUCACCAUGCAGACAAAAGUUGUAUCACAGUUGGGCGCUGAGGUCCGUUCUUGGUCUACUCUGUCCACUGUAACGAGCUUUGAUGCAGGCAGCACACUUGCUGUGGGCAUGAUGGAUAAUGGCCUGGCUCUACAAGGCAUUAGUCAUUUCACUCCAGUAAGCCUCCUAAUACAGUCACUUGUUAAGCAGUUGUGCAAGUUACUGGGAAAUACUCCAGGGCAGCAGCAGAAGCUCUACACUGCCAUCUGCCACAAACUGCAUCAAAUGAACCUCAUUGACCAGUCGUAUAAUGUGGAGGAGUUUGAGUUUAUGCGGAGUCACUACCAGAAGGCUCUGUUUCAUCUGCUCAGUGUUGCUAAAUCUGUGACAGAUGCCAGUGAAAAUGAAACAAAUGUCUUGCUUCAGUUCCCCAGGUAUAACAUUGGAAUAUCAGAUUCGCCAUUCACAUGUGACUGGUCUCGCUAUAGUACUGAGUAUGAACAGUUGGAAUUCAUUGCACGUGGUGGCUUUGGUCGAGUGUACAAAGUCAGAAACAAACUGGAUGGAGUGGAAUAUGCUGUCAAAAAAAUCUGUCUCCAAUACCACAGUAUUACUGGGUUUCUACUCAGCUUACGUGAAGUGAAGAUGUUAGCAAAGUUGAACCACCCUAACAUUGUGUCCUACAAAGCUGCAUGGUUGGAACCCAUGACUAUCACUCCUAGCAGUCAAGUUGCAGAGGAAGAUGGCAGUGAUAAAAGUGAUAAUAUGUUUCUGCACACACACGCAGCUGGAGAAAGCAGAAAAUUUUGUCAUCAUAGUACUGAGGAUUCAGGCAGUAUUGUGUUCAAGCGCAGUGCAUCCAGAGAGAGAACAGGACUUGGUGACAGUAGUGCAAGUGUUAGUACUGGUAAUCCAAAUGAAGACAAUAAUAACCAAGAAGUCAUUGCUAGUGAUUGCAAUGAAAAUGUGUGCACAGUUAGCCAGCAGUAUAAAGCAGUAUCAGCAACUCAAUCAUACAGACAUGUAAGGUGCAGUAGUGGCUAUCAGGGUCAGACUUCAGCAGACACACUAUGCAUGAAGAAGCAAGUGUGCCAGAGAAAGAUAAUAAAUAUUAAGACUUCCAAUGAAUUUACUUCUUCAACAGAUGAGAGCAAUGUGUCAGUGAACAAAGUUAUGAUGAAAUACCAGGAAGCCAGACAAAUUGCCAAUCUCACAAAGACUGAAAACCCAUCCAUUCACUGUGAAUCAGCCAUGUUAUAUGUACAAAUGCAGCUGUGUGAGCGAACAUUGCGGCAGUGGCUGGACAUUAGGAACGCAGAGGAACCUACUGUGGUGGAUAUGAAGCAGAAUGUUGCCAUAUUCCAGCAGAUUGUGAGUGGUGUGUGCUACAUUCAUUCUCAGAGCAUUGUGCACCAUGAUAUUAAACCUAGCAAUAUCUUUGUGAACCAUAAUCUGAGUCAGGUUCAGGUGGGAGACUUUGGCCUUGCAUGUUGUCUGCAGCACUGUUCAGAUGACGUGACACUGAUGAUGCAGCCCUCAUCUGAGCACCCACUCAAGCACAAGGGAGAGAUAGGGACCAAGCUGUAUGCAGCCCCAGAGCAACUAAAAGGGAAGUGCGAUUCAAAGAGUGACAUGUACAGCCUGGGCAUCAUCUUGUUUGAGCUGCUGCAACCUUUCAGUACAGACAUGGAGCGCUGCAAGCUUAUCACGCGUCUCAGAACUGGACAUGUUCCCCCUGAGCUUGCCAUGACAGCACCAAAACUGGCCCAGUUGAUUGGUCGUCUUGUGUCUUCUUCGCCUGCAGAUCGACCAUCUGCCGAUGAGCUUCAGUUGAUGCUUGUGCCACUAAUAAAGGAAACAAAUGACAUUGCUGAAUGUGUAGACAGUAAAAAUAAGACAAUUCAACACCUGCUUGCAGUAAUAAAGAAGCAGGAUCGUGAGCUUGAGGAGCUGCGGCAGAAGCUUCAAGAACUGCAGACUAUAACAGCAGGAAAGUGAUGUCUGCUUUCCAUUAGAUUGACAAGACUGGGUAUUUCACAGUGUAUGUAGCAUGGAACCUGAAUUGUCAUUUCAACUCAGGUGUGGAAGCCUGUGUACCACAAAAUAUUGUAUUAAGUGAGGAUACGUCUUUCAUAUACUGGUCUUGUAAUUUGUUGUAUUUCAUGUGUACUUAAGAGACCACAGUUUUAUUCCUGUCGUAUGAUUUUUAUUUGUUAUUUGCAUUCAUUUGCCUAGUAAGUUGUGUGUUUAUAAUACCAGGUAUCCAUAAAUUAAACACAAUUUGAAGUACA
Cryptotermes secundus is the source of this 2818-nucleotide messenger RNA. RefSeq names its product eukaryotic translation initiation factor 2-alpha kinase 1. NCBI's taxonomy places the organism in Eukaryota, Metazoa, Arthropoda, Insecta, Blattodea, Kalotermitidae. Gene Ontology annotation, molecular function: protein kinase activity; ATP binding. Gene Ontology annotation, biological process: protein phosphorylation. The record is from RefSeq and is a predicted model, not a curated record. The coding region runs from base 252 to 2525 and encodes 757 amino acids. The transcript is spliced from 13 exons.